AUGGAGGGCCCGCUCCCUUCUUCGACUUUAUGUCUGGUUCUUGAACGAAGGCUUGAUGUCCAUGCUGCACAGACAAAAAGAACCCGUGAGAGGGCGGGGACCGGUUCCCCCGUGGUUCCUCCGAUGGUCAAAUGUCAACUUGCGAUCAAAGGGGAAGUCACUUCGGUAUGGGAGAGGACGUCUCCGCAAUAUCCGGAAAAUGAUAGAUGGAUGUGGCAGAAGGCACGUGGGCAUACUGAAUCAUCCCUCAUUAUACAGGUGUCGGCUGGCGACUGGAGGGGAAGUCACUUCGUUGUUGGCAGCAAUGAACAAAUUAAGGAACCACAUGUUAUAAAUGCAUCGGACAGUGAUUUUGGGGAAGAUGGAAUGGACGAAGUUAGCUCGAUUCCUUUUGAAUCACCAGGUGGUGGUAUGUAUUGGAAACCUCGGGUUGGAGCUGAAUUUAAACCUUAUCUAAACCAAAGCUUCCGAUUACUAGAGGAUGGUAUAGAGUUUUACCGAGAGUAUGGACGUAAAAGUGGGUUUGAGAUCAGACGGCAUACGGAGAAGAAACAUGAGGACGGUACAGUUCUUCUUAAACACAUUGUUUGCAGUAGAGCUGGCAGCAAUGAAUCAAAGAUGGAUGUUGAUUUUGAUGAUUUUAGUAGCAGUUCGAAAAAGAGAAGGAGAACUGUAUCUAGUAGAUGUGGUUGCAAAGCUAAAGUCGUGUUUAAGUUUGAUGGUUUGAAAGGAUAUAAUGUUCUCUCAUUUGUUGAAGAGCAUUCUCAUUUUUUGGUCUCCGGUAGUGGGAAACAAUUUUUGAAGUCAAAUAGAGUUCUCGGUCUCGCACAUAAGAAACUUGUAUUUGAUGGAGCAAAAGCCAACAUGGGGCCUAACAAAACAUAUAACUUUGCUAAGGAGUUGUGUGGAAGUUAUUCUAAUGUUGGUGCUACGUGUACCGAGUUUAAAAAUUGGAGUAGGGAUGUGAAGCUUUAUAUUGGUGAUCGAGAUGCUCAAAUGAUCAUCGAGAAGUUCACGGAUAAGAAGGAGAUGAGUGAUGGAUUUUUCUAUGAUUAUGCAGUUGAUGAAGGCGGUCGAUUAACUCGCAUCUUUUGGGCAGAUGUUAUUGGGCGAAGAAAUUACGAUGUAUUUGGAGAUGUGAUAUCAUUUGACUCUACAUAUUCCACAAACAAGUACAACAUGAAGUUUGUUCCAUUUACUGGUCUCGACAAUUAUAAGAAGUGUGUUGUAUUUGCAGCAGGAUUGAUAGCUAAAGAGGACAUUGAUAACUAUGUCUGGAUUUUUGAGGUAUUCAUGAAAUGCAUGAUUCGCGAGCCAAAGUGUAUUGUUACAGAUCAGUGCCCUACCAUGAAGCAAGCUAUACCAACCGUCUUUACAGAAGCACGUCACCGUUUGUGCAUGUGGCACAUCAUGAAGAAAUUUAACCAAAAGUUGGCAAAAUGCAUUUCGAAGAUGGAUGAUUUCAAGAGGAAGAUCAAUGCACUGAUUUGGAGUAUAGAUAUAGAUCCAGCAACAUUUGAAGUCGGUUGGAAAGAUGUUAUGAAAGAAUAUAAGCUUGAAAGUAAUGAAUGGUUGUGUGAACUGUAUAACAUUCGGGAGUCAUGGAUUCCAGCCUAUUAUGCUGAUGAUCCAAUGGCCGGUUUAUUGCGGACUACAUCAAUAUCAGAGAGUGAGAACAGUUUCUUUGACAAAUUCAACCGUAGAUCUGACACAUUGACAGAAUUUUAUCUCCGAUACGAGAGUGCUAUGGAGAAGCAAAGGCAUACAAACGCAAGAUUAAACUAUGAAGGAACAAAGUCGAUGCCAAGAAUGGACACGCCAUUGUUAUUGGAGAGGGAUGCAGCAGAGUUGUACACUCGAACAAUGUUUUAUGAGGUACAGAAAGAGAUAAUGUCAUCCUGUUAUGAUAUGAGCAUCGACAGUAUAUCAGAAGAAGAUGUUGUGAAGAUUUUUUCCUUAAAGGACAAAAAGAGACAUGGAAAAAUAUUUGAGGUGAAACACGCUUACUUGAACAAUGACGUGCAAUGUACGUGUAGGCUGUUUGAGAAAAUAGGUAUAGUAUGUAGACAUGGUUUUUUUGCACUGAACCAAGCUGAUGUAACAAAAAUACCAAGACAUCUUGUUGUGAACCGAUGGACAAAAGGUGCUGAGAUGAGGCAUUCAUUGCAGUUCAAGGAAAUAUCAGAACAGUGCAAUGCAAUUGAAGUUACAAAUCGCAAGUUGAAUGACAUAUGGUAUGAUUUCCAAUCCUGUGUGAGUUUGGCAGGUUUAGAUGGUGAGAGACUUGACUACCUGGAAGGGAAGUUGAAGGAGUUGAAGCACAGUUUGCGUGAAUCUAGUUGGAAAUCUGACACACAGAACAAAAAUGAUGUAAUGGAGUUUUUUGUUGGCUCAAAAAUACCAGCGGAAGUGAUCGUUAAACCUCCCAUUGAAGGUAGAAACAAGGGGUGUGGACGGAGAAUUGUUGGUGAUUAUGAGAAAUCAAUUACUCAACGAAAGAAAAAGGUGCCAAGGCUGUGUAAUAUGUGCAAAAAAAUCGAUUUCCAUGACGCACGGACAUGCCCAUUAAAGAAAACAAUACAGCAGAGUGAUGUUUAA
Asparagus officinalis (garden asparagus) is the source of this 2598-nucleotide messenger RNA. Its product is annotated as protein FAR1-RELATED SEQUENCE 5-like. The coding region runs from base 1 to 2598 and encodes 865 amino acids. The transcript has 6 exons. Lineage: Eukaryota; Viridiplantae; Streptophyta; Magnoliopsida; Asparagales; Asparagaceae. Gene Ontology annotation, biological process: regulation of DNA-templated transcription. The record is from RefSeq and is a predicted model, not a curated record. Gene Ontology annotation, molecular function: zinc ion binding.